This is a messenger RNA of Toxotes jaculatrix (banded archerfish), 3536 nucleotides long. It is a transcript of the gene dclre1a, whose product is annotated as DNA cross-link repair 1A (PSO2 homolog, S. cerevisiae). Gene Ontology annotation, molecular function: damaged DNA binding; 5'-3' DNA exonuclease activity. Bases 281 to 3052 code for a protein of 923 amino acids. The record is from RefSeq and is a predicted model, not a curated record. Gene Ontology annotation, biological process: interstrand cross-link repair; protection from non-homologous end joining at telomere; double-strand break repair via nonhomologous end joining. The transcript has 9 exons. Lineage: Eukaryota; Metazoa; Chordata; Actinopteri; Toxotidae.
GUAAGCGCUAACCUGGUGCUAACAUAUUCUUGCGGGAACACAGAGCAUGUAUAGAAAAAAAAUAGCUCCGUGUCUUAAUUGUUAAUAAUGAGAAACUGUUUUAGCAGAGUCGCUUAUGCUCGCAAUAUCAAGGAAUCUACCUUUUGUCGUUAGUCUACUGUAACGUUUAUAAUUUUCGGCAAACGCGGGAUGUUACCAAACAUCAGCUCUUGUGUAAUAACUGUGGUUCUGAGGAGGUCGUUGUAUAAUAUCACGGACGUUACGCUUUCUUUUCCUCCAAAUGUCACAAAAGGGCGACUCUGAAAAUGACAUCUGGGAGUAUAAACCUCUUGAGAAGAAAAAGAAGAGACAGAAAUCACCCUCUGCAGUUACAGCUGUCACUAAAAGGAGAUAUGCCUCCAGAAAAACCUCCAAGAGAGACACUGCUUUCUCAGUCAAGGCACCUGAGAAAGUCAAGACAGCUGAAAGUGGACAGUUUAGUACUGAUGCUGUUAACGUAGAGACCCAUACUCUACCAUCAAAGGUAUCACCUACUUAUAAGACAGUUGAAACAGACAAUGCUGCAGAGGGAGACUUUUGUCCUAUGUGUCAGAUGCCCUUUUCUAUCUUGGUGGUACAGACUCAAAGGUGGCAUGUUGCUGAAUGUCUUGACACCCCCAGGGACAAAUGCAAAGAGUGUCCAGAUGGUCUACAGUGCUCCUCCACCAUUCCAAACCAUUACAAGAAAUUCAACCACACACUCCUGGCCCACAAUCGAGCAAACAGUGACGCAGCCCUCCUCAGUCUGUCCCAGCAUUUUGAAACCAGCAUGGAGACCAGCCUCAGUUGUCUCCCAGGACUGAAAAACAACGAGGUGGAGGGCUCUGCUUUAGACUCUUCACAGGACAGUGCUGUCAGUCUUUCUGCCUUAUCCCCUUGCAAUGAUAUCACUGGAACACCUCCGUCUAAACUUACAAAUGGACUUAUGUUCCUGCGCUCACCUGGCCCAGAGGAUUUUAAGAAAAAGAAAGGCUGGUCAUCCUCUACUAAAGGCCACAAGUCUAUCAGUGCUUCACAAGAAAGUAAAGCAGAGCUUUCAUCCACUCCUGUAAAGGAAGACAGUGGAGAACAAGCUUGUGAAAGUUCUCCCAAAACUGAGCCUUCUCCUGAAAGUGAUGAAGUCAUAUCCUACUCUCCUCUUUCUGAGUUUCCUACAGAAACUGAAGUCAAUAAUAGUAAGUGCAGAACAGUCCUCUUUAAUAGGGAUGCAUUUGAAAAUGAGGAUGAGGACUCAAUGGUGCUAUUUAGUGACGGCUUCUCAAGUGAAGACGAGAUCCUAACUCAGUUUAUAGAUAAUUUGGAAACCCAUAAUGUGCUGGGAAAGGACCCGUCUUCCUCAAACACCCAGCUGGAGUCAGUUACCUCAUUAGCACCUACUAAUCAGCUUGCAGCCGCUAAGGUUCCUGAAAACCAAGCUCACAGUGCCAUCAGUCCAUGCAAGACUAGUGCUCAGUCUCCACAGAGUAUUGUUUUAGAACGCCUGAGAGAAACUCUUCUAAGCUCAGAUAGCCUGCAUUUUAAAAAUUUGAACAACAGUAUUCAGUUAGAGCAGCCUAACGCAAAUUCUCAUCAAGUGCCUUCAACUCAAAUCUCCACUUCCCUUACAUCUGAAAUCAUGCCACCACAGAAGGGCCAGAGCAAGGUUGUUCAGGCCUCCUGUCUCAAGCAGACGGACAUUGGGGUGUUUUUUGGCCUCAAACCCCUCAAGCAGAAGGAGAAAGAGGCCAAGAAUGGACCAAAUGAAGUCGCCUCCGCCUCUGUUCCAACACUUGGUGAGAACCUAAAACACAGACGACAAAGGAGAGACAGGCAGAGGAAAAAUAAGGCUGACACAACUGCGGAUACCUCACAGGGGACAGUGUCUGUAGAUAGCAGUGAUGUAGCGAAUGCUCAGGGAGAAGAAAGGAAAGGUCAGACCAGAGGAUGGAGAAGAGGAAGGUGGAACCGAGGGAACGCUGACGGAGAAGUAGAAUUACCACGUUGUCCGUUCUACAAGAAGAUUCCAGGUACAAAGUUUGUCGUAGACGCCUUUCGGUACGGGGAAAUCGAGGGCAUAACUGCAUACUUCCUAACACAUUUCCACUCAGACCACUAUGGGGGGUUGACCAAGAACUCUACAUUUCCUAUCUACUGUAACAGAAUUACAGGGAACCUGGUGAAAAGCAAAUUGAAGGUGGCAGAGCAGUAUGUCCACAUCCUUCCCAUGAACACCCGGGUGACCGUGGAGGGGGUCGAUGUCAUCCUCCUGGACGCCAACCAUUGUCCAGGAGCUGCCAUGCUGCUGUUCUUCCUGCCCGAUGGACAGACAGUCCUCCACACUGGAGACUUUAGAGCUGAUCCCUCAAUGGAAACCUACCCUGAGUUACUCAGCUGCAGGGUUCAGACGCUCUAUCUGGACACCACCUACUGCAACCCUCAGUACACCUUCCCCAGACAGCAAGAAGCCAUCAACUUUGCAGCCAACACAGCCUUUGAACUGGUGACGCUCAACCCGCGUACGCUUGUGGUGUGUGGGUCCUACUCUGUGGGGAAAGAGAAGGUCUUUUUAGCACUGGCAGAGGUCCUGGGGUCUAAAGUGUGCCUCUCUAGAGACAAAUACAACACCAUGUGUUGCCUGGAGUCAGAGCAAGUCAGACAACGUAUAACCACCGACUGGAAGGCGGCCCAAGUCCAUGUGCUGCCCAUGAUGCAGCUCACCUUCAAAAAACUGCAGGAUCACCUGGCACGGUUUUCCGAACGGUAUGAUCGGCUGGUGGCUUUUAAACCCACCGGCUGGACCUUCAGCCAGCAGGUGGAAUCAGUGGAAGCCAUUCAGCCUGAGAUCAGUGGCAACAUCUCCAUUUAUGGAAUCCCAUACAGUGAGCACAGCAGCUUUCUGGAGUUGAAGCGUUUUGUCCAGUGGAUCCAGCCUCUCAAGAUCAUUCCCACAGUCAACAAUGGCAGCUGGUCUAACAGGAAGGCUAUGGAGAAGUGCUUUAGUGAGUGGCUCAUGGAAACUAAAGCUAAACUGUAGCUUAUUACCGUUAAAAUGCACUAAACUCUGCUGCUUGUUGGUAAUGAGAACAAACGAGUUAAUUUUCAUUACUUCAACGCUGUAUGACCACGGCUAACAAAUAUAAUUCAACACUACUUAUUUUAUUACUUUUAUUGAAGUUUCUUGCUUCAGAGUGCUGAGCUCAUGACAGUAGCAUUUCAGCGCAGACUAAAGAGAUAUAAAGGUUUUUCUUUUAUCCACAGUGUCCUGAAUUAAAGCUGUUGUGUGUAAACAUGAUCUGAGGUCAUACAUGUAUCACGACCCACAGUUAGACCUCCCUCACCCAGAAGUAUUUUACAUUGGAACCGAAUUAACUGGAUGUGUGGCUUUGGCCAAUUCCAGUUAUAUUACUGUUUGUCACCAAAAUGCAAAUGCUGCUCUGAUACUGUGCAAUUCCUGUUUCCUAAUGUCUGUAUUUUUUUUUGUAUGUAAUCAAAAUUUUUAUGCUGAAAAUAUAAAUUUU